CCGGGCUGGUGCUGCCUUUGGCGGAGUGUCGCCGUCGGUCGGUUCCCGUGGAGAGCGCAGCGGAGCCUGCAGGGACCCGCCGCCGCCGCUCGGUGUGUGUUUGUGCGUUUCUCUCCGCGGCGGUUACACACGUUACACACGGGAUUAGCUGAUUAACGCUCCGGUACCGGGGAGUUGGAUGUGUGUUUUGCCUCACAGGAGUCACCUGGAGUCCGGGCGGAGAGACGGAGCCGAUGGCGCAACGGUAUGAAGACCUGGCCCACUACGGGCUGGAGGGGGUGGGUGGGGUGUACGGAGACCCUCACCACCAUCACCACCACCAUGCCGCUGCAGCCCGCUCCCUGCAGGCCGUGCACCUGGCUGCUGCCGCUGCUGCUGGCCCCUACCCUCCACACCAGUACGCCCAGUCCAACCACAGCAGCGGCAGCAUGGCUGCCACAGCUGGGGACGCCGUCAAGAGGGACAAAGACGCCAUUUAUGGACAUCCUUUAUUCCCUCUGCUCGCACUGAUCUUUGAAAAAUGUGAAUUGGCGACCUGCACGCCAAGAGAGAGUGGCGUGGCCGGGGGAGACGUCUGCUCCUCGGACUCCUUCAACGAGGACAUCGCCGUCUUUUCCAAACAGCGGCCUCACCAUCCUGCAGGUCAACAACUGGUUCAUCAACGCGAGGCGGCGCAUCGUUCAGCCGAUGAUCGACCAGUCCAACAGAGCAGUGAGCCAGGCAGGACCGUACGGCCCAGAUGGUCAGCCAAUGGGAGGCUUCGUUAUGGACGGACAGACACACAUGGGAAUCAGACCACCUGGACUCUUAUCAGCCGGUCAGGCGUGGAGCAGGACCUCACGCCUCCUCACCCGUCUUCCUCUCAACCCUCACCCCCCCUGCGGGCAUCUACCUGGCCCGAUAGGGAAACACCUGACAGCCGCUGCGUCUCCAUGGCCACCGGAGACGCUCUGUGACUUAAAAAGUUGGAACAGCUGAAGCACAAACACAAAGACGAUGUGGCGACAGAUGGAAGGAAUCAUAAACAGCUGCGCGGAGGAGUCUUCUGGAUCCCAAACGCCGACGUGGCGUCUCUGGAUUUGAUCAUUUCCUGUGACGUCAGCAGACCCAACUGAUUUAACCUUCUGUUCAUCUCUGGACUACAACUACGGAAGCCUCAAAUGGACUCUUUGACACCAGCAGAGCAUCCUCCUCUCCUCCUCUCCAGCAGUUGAACACAUGAAGCUGAUGUCUGUAUUUCCCCUCGAGGCGUUCUCUUCAGGACGCGUCAACAAACCUUUUUUCAAGAGGCUGAAACUCUGGAAAAUGGCGGGCAGAGGUCACGUGACUGUGGACUCUCAGACGAUGAGAGACGAGUCGUGACGAGUUCUCUGCUGCUGACUUUUGCAUAACGUGUUUUUAAAGAAAAGGACUUGUACUGUUUCACUUUUCACACUGUGUGUGUUUGUCUUUUUUCAUAGACUUCUAUCUUCCCUCGAGCCCCACAAACCUUUGACUUUGAAAAUAAAAAAGUGAAGCAAA
Messenger RNA from Morone saxatilis (striped sea-bass), 1521 nucleotides. It is a transcript of the gene meis1a, whose product is annotated as Meis homeobox 1 a. Lineage: Eukaryota; Metazoa; Chordata; Actinopteri; Moronidae. Gene Ontology annotation, molecular function: DNA-binding transcription activator activity, RNA polymerase II-specific; RNA polymerase II cis-regulatory region sequence-specific DNA binding. Gene Ontology annotation, biological process: positive regulation of transcription by RNA polymerase II; hemopoiesis; embryonic pattern specification. The record is from RefSeq and is a predicted model, not a curated record.